AUGAGACAACUGAGGGGGAUGGAGCUCCGAGGGGGCCAUGACCGUAUCGGCGACCUGGUUCGCACUGUGGGGAUGCCCGGCAUCAACUUGGGCAACAUGAUGGAUGACAAAAUGGUCAGGGCGGUCGGGAGUCCAAAUCGGUUGGCUGCAAGGGCUGGAGCAGGUGGCCUCUUUGCUGACCCACUGACCUCUGGAUCAUUCAACUUGGCUGACACACUCUUUAACGACUUAGAGGCCAGGUUGUUCGGGAGUCCAAAUCGGUUGGCUGCAAGGGCUGGGGCAGGUGGCCUCUUUGCUGUGAAUGCAGAGGACUGCUUUAAUCAAAUGGGGCUCCAGAACCACCUUCCCAAGUAUCACGGAUCCUCUUCCCCUCUUGACAGCCCCAGUGAUGUGACUCGUCGCUUCGUCAAGCCGUGCAUGGACGUGAAGCUGGGCCAGUGCAGCUAUAACCGGUUCGCCUUGCAGGAGAAACGUGAGCAGCAGAUCAGAACAAUAAGAUCCCCAGAGAUGGGCCAGAUUUUGCGUUCGGAUAGGGACGCUCUGCUCCGGAACAAUGGGGCCAAUUGUGAUGUGAAGGAGGCAGCUGGACGUAAACUCACCUCACCAGCCUUCUGCCGCUUAACCACCCCCACUGACUCUGAGGCUGUGGCCGACACCUACAAUAUGGCCAGCCAACAAAAGGCUCUCAAACAGAAGAUGGCAAGCAGCAAUUCAACUAUGCCGAAACACUACGAUGAAAUGAAGAAGUACAGUGGGACUGCUGCAGAGCCUCGGAGCAUUAAGGAGGGGGGCUGGUCGACCACACUCAUCCCCACUACUAAGGAUUUCUGGAGGAAUAAACAGAACGAGAAAGAUAUUUACCCUGUGACCAAAGAUAACUAUAGGAAUCGUGUGGCGCUGCUUAUCACCAAUAUAAAGUUCACGCUUGAGGAAUUAGACAGACAUGGAGCUGAGAAAGACGAGGAGAACGCAGAGAAACUUCUCACAGGUCUGGGAUACGAGGUGGUGAAAUACACAAACCUCACUGCAAAGGCCAUCGAUAAUGCUGUAAUCAGGUUCUCUAAACAUCCAAAACUCCGAGGGACAGACAGCGUGAUGGUGGUUAUCAUGUCUCACGGGGAACUGGGAAAUAUCCUAGGUGUUGAAAACUCAAAAUCGGACUCGGAUGAGUUCCCCAUCGACAACAUUUAUAAACACUUGGGUCCAGAGAAAUGUCCGGCUCUGUUGAACAAAACUAAAAUCCUCAUCAUCCAGGCCUGCAGAGGAGGUAUUCUCAUCCAGUCUUUACAGUUACACCAAUCUUUCUCCCGUAAGGGCUACGCCCCAACCAUAAGUGAUUAAAAGGUUUGAAUGGAAAUUGAUGUUGGAAGUUGAGGAGAAAUGAA
Molecule: messenger RNA, 1385 nt
Organism: Limanda limanda (common dab)
Lineage: Eukaryota; Metazoa; Chordata; Actinopteri; Pleuronectiformes; Pleuronectidae
Exons: 11
Coding region: 1-1341 (446 amino acids)
Biological process (GO): proteolysis
Molecular function (GO): cysteine-type endopeptidase activity
Source: RefSeq, a predicted model, not a curated record